GCAAAGCAGACAUGAUCAGUUGAUAUUUUUGAGAUAGCCAUGGACGCGCCACAAUUGCAGAUGCACAUAGCAAUGUACCCAUGGCUUGCUAUGGGACACAUAACAACAUAUCUCCACCUAGCCAACAAAUUAGCCAAGAGAAGACACAGAAUCUCCUUCUUCAUACCCAAACGAACAAAGGCAAAGGUGGAACAUUACAACCUCUAUCCACACUUGAUAACCUUCAUCCCCAUCACCAUUCCCCACGUUGAUGGCCUUCCUCCUCAGGCUGAAACCACUUUUGAUGUUCCCUUAUCUUUAGCCACACUUUUUAUGACUGCCAUGGAUCGCACUAAGAAGGACAUCGAACCACUUUUACAUGAGCUCAAACCUAACGUUGUUUUUUUUGAUUUUGCAUUGUGGAUACCCAGCUUGGCUCGGAGCUUAGGCAUCAAGUCUCUUCAGUACAUUACUGUAAACGUGAUGUCAGUAGCUUUUAUAGAAUCCAUGAAGAAGCAGUGUCAACAAAAUAACUUAGUUGAAGAUGAUGAGAUGAAUCUCAUGAAUAGUCCCCCAGCUGGGUUCCCAGAUUCUUCCAUCAAGCUUCAUGCUCAUGAGGUUCGAGGAUUAGCUUCAUUCAUGAAACUUGAAGUUGGUGGUGUUAGUUUCAUGGACCACGUCUGCACUGGAGCCAAUUUGUCAGAUGCAGUGGGAUUUAGAGGUUGUAGAGAAAUUGAGGGACAAUAUGCUGAGUUUCUUGAAAGUUUCUAUUGGAAGCCUCUUUUGCUUUCAGGGCCUGGGUUACCAGAUCCACCCAACUCCACUUUGGAACAAAAAUGGGCUCAAUGGCUUGCAAGAUUUAACCCUGGUUCGGUCAUAUACUGUGCAUUUGGAAGUGAAUGCAGGAUGGUUCAAGAUCAGUUCAAGGAACUAUUGCUGGGUCUUGAGUUAACAGGUUUUCCAUUUCUGGCAGCACUUAAAGCACCUAUUGGAUUUGAGUCUGUUGAAGAAGCUAUGCCAGAAGGGUUCAAAGAGAGGGUUCAUGGAAGAGGCAUUGUGCAUGGGGGUUGGGUUCAGCAGACAUUAAUUCUCGAUCACCCCUCUAUAGGGUGCUUCAUUACCCAUUGUGGAGCCUCAUCUUUACUAGAGGCACUUGUGAACAAGUGUCAGCUUGUGAUGUUACCAAAUGUUCUUGAUCAGAUCUUUAAUGCAAGGAUGAUGAGCAGCAGCUUUAAGGCUGGUGUUGAAGUGGAGAAAGGUGAAGAAGAUGGUUUGUUCACAAAGGAGAGCGUCUGCAAAGCUGUGAAGACUGUGAUGGAUGAUGAGAGUGAGGUUGGAAGGCAGGUUAGAGAAAAUCAUUUAAAAUUGAGAAACAUCUUAAGCAGCAAGGAUUUGGAGAACACUUACAAUGAUAGUUUUUGUCACAAGCUGCAAGAAUUACUUGGGGGAUGACAUCCAAGUUUAAUUCAACCAUGGCUUGAAAAUUAAUUUGCUUGAGUUAGAGUUGCUUCCAUAUAUAUAUAUAUAUAUGAAUCGACUCCACGAGCAGUAAUAUUGCACUUUCGUUUAUUAGUUAGGCUUUGGCUAUGGUAAAUCUCAUCAACUUGUCAUUUAUGAACUUCCUAAUUACUUGUAUGGAUAUGUUCUGUUGUUGCUUUAAUCAUAGUUAUAUUAUUAUAUAGUAUGUAGUUUGACCACGAAUCUCUGUCAAAUUUACCCAAAUGCUCAAAAUCUUGAACUUGCUUGCUGCUGGUGCUCUCUUUUAGAUGGGUGGUUCAAUAUGCAAUAAUCCUUUGUACUUAUGACUGCAGAGCUAUCUAUAUAUGGUUUCCUCCUUUGUUUUUAUUUUUA
This is a messenger RNA of Cajanus cajan (pigeon pea), 1830 nucleotides long. The record is from RefSeq and is a predicted model, not a curated record. NCBI's taxonomy places the organism in Eukaryota, Viridiplantae, Streptophyta, Magnoliopsida, Fabales, Fabaceae.